UUUUGAGAACUGUCAAACUAUCAACUGUCAGGUGAAUGUUUGGAUGGUGCAUGUGAGCCGAAUUGCGGCACAAAAUUGAAAUAAAACUUUUUUUGUAUUGAAUAAAUUCCACAAAAGCUUCGCAAUAUUUGGUAACUUUUUAUUACUGACUGUUGCUUGGAGCAAAACGGAACAAAAUGCGCCACGCUAAAUUUAUCGCCCGAACGGUGCUUGUCCAGAAUAAUAAUAUAGAGGAAGCUUGCCGUGUUUUAAAUCGGAUUCUCGGCAAAGAGGAAAUUUUCGAUCAAUUCCGGCGCACACGGUAUUACGAGAAACCUUUCCAAACCAGACGCCGCGUCAACUUCGAGCGUUGCAAAGCCAUCUACAAUGAGGACAUGAACCGAAAAAUCCAGUUUGUUUUGCGUAAGAAUCGAGUUGAUCCUUUUCCAGGAUGCUCGUAAGCGACUUAAAAAUAACAAUAAUAAACGAGUAAA
This is a messenger RNA of Wyeomyia smithii (pitcher-plant mosquito), 473 nucleotides long. It is a transcript of the gene mRpS21, whose product is annotated as 28S ribosomal protein S21, mitochondrial. The transcript has 2 exons. Gene Ontology annotation, cellular component: ribosome. The record is from RefSeq and is a predicted model, not a curated record. Gene Ontology annotation, molecular function: structural constituent of ribosome. Bases 177 to 440 code for a protein of 87 amino acids. NCBI's taxonomy places the organism in Eukaryota, Metazoa, Arthropoda, Insecta, Diptera, Culicidae. Gene Ontology annotation, biological process: translation.